This is a messenger RNA of Anolis sagrei ordinatus, 2542 nucleotides long. Lineage: Eukaryota; Metazoa; Chordata; Lepidosauria; Squamata; Anolidae. The record is from RefSeq and is a predicted model, not a curated record.
AUGGAGAUGGCCCAGGAUAACGGCGCCUGGGCGCCUGGGGUCGAUCGCCAGACCUCCUCCUCACCACCAAUGGCGUCCAGCAACCUCCAGGGAGAAGGGGAAGAGGGGACGCCCGCAAAGCCACGGCGCCUCACAGCUUCCCGAUGUGCAGCAACCCAGAACCCCUCUGGACAGAUCGGGCCAUGGCAGCAGCUCCCACAAUCUCAAUGGCAUUUCCCUCCGAUAGUCACUAAAAAGGAUAUCAAGGAGCUGGAGAAUAAGAAAUUGGAAGUGACGUGUAACAUCUACACUCAAGAAGCCCGAAUGCAGAUCCGGCGGGAAAAAUUAGCGGCAGAAAUUGGGAUAGAUCUAGAGAAACUUCCUCCAGUAACAGCACCAGGUCCAUCAAGAGAGCAAGAGAAGGCAGUGAGAAAAACACAGGAAGUAGGCGGAGAAGAGAGCCGGAAGGGGAGGAGCAAAACCGUGCAAUGGAAGGUAAAACAAGAUAAAGAAAUAACGCAAGAGAAAACAAGUAAGAACCAGAGCUGGAGUAGAGGCAAAUACCACGAGAAUGGGAACGGGAGUAAGAGAAAGACGGAAGAAGUCAAGAUACUGACCCAACCGUGGCCCACCUGGGUUGCAGCGGAGAAGACCCUCAUUUCCAGCAGCGCCAACCCGGCCGCAGUGCAGGGAAGAUUGGCCAGUGAGCCCCCGCGGAGUGUGGAGAACGGGAGGCUGAGCGGAGACGUGCGCGGACGGGGAUCGGCGAUCUCGCGAUGUCUGGCGUCCGGCGGGACCUGCAGAUCCACAGACCGCGAAACAAAACUAAUAUUAAAAACAACAGAAGCGAAAGGCAAACAAAGGUGCAGGAAUCCACCAGGAAAACAACUCCAGGUCAACAAUAGACCAGAAGACAACUGGGGAACGAGUGGGGCGAAUCCUGCAGGGGAGACCGAAGCAGACGCAAGGGAGUGGCCAAUACUGAAAAACAAACAAGGAGAAUUGGUAGUAAAAGAGCCACAUGAAUUAAACACCUGGCUGCAAUAUUGCCGGAUUAAAGAGAAAUAUAAAUAAGAUAAAAAAUUAGGUUUUACACAAGGAAAAUAAUUUUGGGACAAAAUUAUGGAAACAGAGAAGAAAUUAAUAACGAAGAUAUACAAGAAAUUAUUAGAAUGGUAUAUGGAACCAAAAGAAGAGAAAAAUUACAUGAAAAGAUGGAACGAAAAUAUACGAAGAAAGAUAAGAAACGAGGAAUGGGAAGAAAUCUGGAAGAGACGACUAAAGUUUGCUUAUGCAUCAGAUUUGAGAGAAAAUUGGGUCAAAAUGUCACAAAGGUGGUAUUUGACCCCGAAAAAAUUGGGAAAAAUAUAUAACAAUACAAGCACGACAGGUUGGAAAUGUAGAAAAAAAAGAAGGUUCGUAUUACCACAUGUGGUGGACUUGUGAUAAAGCAAAAGAAUAUUGGACGAUAAUACAAAAAGAAAUUCAAAAUAUGUUAAAGAUGCAAGUACCACUGGAACCAGAGAUAUUUUUAUUAGGAAUAUACGAUAGGAAUUUGGAAAAAGAUAAAGAUAAAAUUCUAUUCUUAGCCCUAACUGCUGCAAUAAUGUGCUUUGCCAGAAAAUGGAAACAGGAGGAGAUACCAAAAGAGGAAGACUGGAUAAUAAAAAUGUUAGAAAUUAGAAAUCUAGAUAGGCUUACAUUCCUACUAUUGGAAAAUAAAGAAAUAAGAAGAAAAGAAACAGACUGGAAAGAAGUUACCGAAUAUUUAAGAAAAAGAAAAGAAAAGGAAUUGUGAUUUGAAAGGAACAAAUAGAGACCGUAACACAACAAGAAGGGGGAAAGAAGGAAACAAAAAAGUAAAGAAACAAAGAAAUAUUAAAAGAAGACCACAUACAAGACUUUUGAAAGAUACCAGGAAGUCAAGCUUUCUUCUUCUUAUUUUCUCUCUCUCCCUCCCUCUUCUUUUCCCUCUUUUCCCUACUCUCUCAUCUUCUACGAUGAUUUUAUUACACUUGUAUAUUUUUAUGGAAAACUUUAAUAAAGGUUAUUUAAAAAGAAAAAAGAAAAAGGGGGUCGCCACAUAUGUCAAAGAAGGUACAUUAUCCAAACUAGUCUUUAAGGACUGCGAAGGUAGAAUAUUAGGAGUGAUGAUUGAAGUGAACUCCCUUCGAAUUUUAAUCUGCAAUAUAUAUGCGCCCAAUGGGGCCAAAGGAAAAUUUAUUGAAAAACUAAAAUGGUAUAUUAUAGAGCAACAAUACGAUGAGCUAAUAAUAUUGGGUGACUUUAAUGGGGUUCUUAACACAAACCUACGCCAAACGUAAAGCCGAAGGUUUGGUUAUCAAAAAUGGCAACCCUAAGGAAAAUGAAGCUUAGAAUACAGUUUGGAAGAAGCCUUCAAAGGUGUCUAGAAGGCUCCAAGUAUUUUUCUCCCAUUAAGCUGGCCUGACUUGCUCAUUUCGCUUCACGAUGCAUGUUAACGUAAAGGUAAAGGUUUCCCCUUGGCAUUAAGUCUAGUUGUGAGGGCGAUGCUCAUCUCAAUCGCUAAGCCAAAGAGCCAGUG